AUGUCAAGUACGUCCGAUACCGACGAGACGGGAUCCAUCGCAUCCGAUCUCAGAACAGAAGAUGAAACAGAUGAAACUGUCAUUGACAGCAUAUUCCAACCCUAUCAGUACGAACCAUUAGCUGAUGUUGACGAAAGUAAUGGCGAUGGAUCAGGUGAAGAAGACGACGAAGAUGGCAUUCCCUUUGCUUCCUUGGAGGCAAGAAGCGAAAAUAACAUCCCAGUUGGCAGCUGGUGUAAAUGUGGGCAUUGCAAUGUUGAACACAUCGCUUCAGUACGAGAAUUUCGAUGUUGCCACGAAGUAAGACCAGCAAUAGGGCUUAUGGUCUUCGAUGGAUCAAUUGAACGCCAUAGGUGCGUUACACAACACGAUGAUUUCGAAGCACUCGUAAACAAGACGGUCCUAAAUUUAGCCGGCCCUUUAUUUCGUGACAGGAAUGGAAGAACCUAUAGACGAAAUGCUGGUCAAUCGGAAAAUGAGUAAGUAAAACCAUCAAAAACACAGAGAAAGGUCAAAUAAUUGUCAGGAAUUCAACUCUUAAUUAUGGUUGAAAUCAAA
Exaiptasia diaphana is the source of this 558-nucleotide messenger RNA. RefSeq lists its product as uncharacterized. The record is from RefSeq and is a predicted model, not a curated record. The transcript is spliced from 2 exons. Lineage: Eukaryota; Metazoa; Cnidaria; Anthozoa; Actiniaria; Aiptasiidae. Bases 1 to 483 code for a protein of 160 amino acids.